Chironomus riparius is the source of this 1402-nucleotide messenger RNA. NCBI's taxonomy places the organism in Eukaryota, Metazoa, Arthropoda, Insecta, Diptera, Chironomidae. The record is from the annotation of a GenBank genome assembly.
UUGAGCAUGUAGGAACACUAGAAAAGACUUCGUCAACAGUUUGAAUUAAAAACAUUGAAUGUAAAACUUUUUUUACAAGAAAAAAAGGAUCAAAAUGUCGGAAUUACGGCAAAGAAAGUCAACAAAUCCUUUGGAUUCAUUCCGAGAACUAGAUGCAUUUAAAAUGAAUAAGCUUCCAGAAGAAAUUGAGCAGAAAUCAAACAUAGGUGGCACAGUGUCAAUUCUAUCUAGACUAUUAAUAAUUCUAGUGAUUUAUAAAGAAGUCAAGUAUUAUUUUGACACGUCGUUGAUUUUUCGAUUCGAGCCUGACACAGACAUUCUACAACACAUAAAAUUUAAUCUCGAUAUGACUAUAAAGAUGCCCUGCCGUAACAUAGGGGCUGAUAUAUUAGAUAGUACAAACCAAAAUACAUUUUCAUUUGGAGUAAUUGAGGAAGAGGAUACGUGGUGGAAUUUAUGUCCAGAACAAAAAACACACUUUGACUAUAUGAGUCAUCUGAAUCGAUACUUGACUGAAGAAUAUCAUUCGAUUGCAGAAAUCAUGUACAAAACAAACGAGUUCCUUAAUGUAAAAAUGCCACAAAGAAGUAUCAAAGCAGUAGAACCAUACGAUGCCUGUAGAAUUCAUGGAAGUCUGAAACUGAACAAAGUUGCCGGUAAUUUUCAUGUGACACAAGGAAAGUCUUUACACUUUCCACAAGGUCAUCUCCAUCUAAACAUUCUGUUCGAUGAUGUUAAAGCUAAUUUCUCUCAUCGAAUCACAAAGUUAAGUUUUGGUGAUCCACAAUCUGGAAUCGUUCAACCGUUAGAAUAUGAAGAGAAAAUAUUUAUGGAUGAAAAAGCAAUGAUAAUGUAUUACAUUGAAAUAGUUCCGACAGACAUUGAAACAUUCGUGUCGCAUGUGAAGACUUAUCAAUAUAGUGUGAAAGAGAACACUCGUUUAAUUGAUCAUGAUCACGGAUCGCACGGAAUGCCUGGAAUUUACAUUAAGUAUGAUGUUAGUGCAUUAAGAAUCAAUGUUCUUUUAGGACGCGAGAACAUCAUUAAACUUGUGAUAAGAAUGUGUUCGGUAAUAGCUGGAAUCAUUGUCAUCUCGUCAUUCAUUAACAGCAUACUCUUAAAGAUGUGGGAAAGCUUUCUAAAAACCUUUGCACCGCAAAUCUACGCAUUAAGUCAAGAAAAAUUACCACUUAAAGUUGAUCCACAAAAAACCGCAAAUAUUUAUGAUGUUCUCACUAAAUCAUCUAAAGAAUCUCAUCAUAAUGACGGAAAAGGUGGCAAUAUAAACCUACUGACAAAUAAUCUCUUAUUCAGUUCUGAUCCCAUUACCUUAACGACCAAAUAAACUGUUGAUUACUUUUUUUUCUAGCAAAAUAAAAGAAAGAAAUUUACACAAAACUAA